Molecule: messenger RNA, 981 nt
Organism: Cylas formicarius (sweet potato weevil)
Lineage: Eukaryota; Metazoa; Arthropoda; Insecta; Coleoptera; Brentidae
Exons: 3
Coding region: 75-443 (122 amino acids)
Source: RefSeq, a predicted model, not a curated record
AAGCGAGAUGUAUAUAUAUAACGGUAGGUGCAUAAUUAUUGAAGAUUAGUGGUCUGUGGUGAAUAUUCCGCGCAAUGAUCUGGUGCAAGGUCGGAUUCGUCAUUUCAAUUUUGUUCAUUGUCGAAUGUCACGCUGUCACCCACGUGAAGAUUCUGCAAGAACCAGGGAGCAGGACGAUCCUCCUCGGGCCGGACGGAGCCGUCUUAAAAUCUAGGUUUCCCGGAGGAUCGGUCGUUACAGAUCCCCAUGCACCCGAGGGAAUUCUUGCAGGUUCGGCGUAUUUGGGAAGCUCCCGUGACGUCAUCGUGGGCGGUCCAGCCGGUAAAGUAAUUACAAGUUACACUCUGGCCGGUCCAGCCGUUGUCCCAGGCGUAUUGCCAGAAGGGGGUGCGAGAUUGUUGGGGGCAAAAAGUGUCCGACCAGAUUGGUACUAUGGUUACUAAGUUUUCUUUGCAACAAGAGUUUAUAUUUAUUAUCGACGUUGUUUAUUAAUGUUUUUUGGAAUAAAUUUGAUUUGAUGUAUCGCAAAGAAAAUGCUUUGUUUGAGGACUUUUGCUAUUGGAUUAUCUAAAAUAUAUACUGGGUGUCCCGCAAAAAACAUGGCUAUAUUUUUUUAUUGAUAAUUCUAACUUCCUGUAACAAUACCAUUUAACAUUAAGUUGCUUUUUUAGAAAACAGCAAAAUUACUUUUUACACUUUUGAUCUUAUUUUGAUAUUGAUCAGUUUUGAUCAUCACGUCAAACGUCACUUGUGCUGUUAUGUAAUUAUGUACUCCUAAAUUAAUGCUAGUAGAAAAAUAUAGUAUGUUUAACACGUGGAUCAACUUCCUCAGACACGCUCCGCUUGCGCCAAAAUAAAGUAACAAGGUGGCGUUUAGCAAAUUUAUUGAAUAGUAUUAUACCAUUCACAAUAGGAUAAAAAAAACCGUUGGCAGGAGACAAGGGAAUUCAAUAAUUUUCAAUUAAUAAAAAAUAAUCGGUG